This is a messenger RNA of Trematosphaeria pertusa, 1353 nucleotides long. Its product is annotated as PLP-dependent transferase. Gene Ontology annotation, biological process: molybdopterin cofactor metabolic process. NCBI's taxonomy places the organism in Eukaryota, Fungi, Ascomycota, Dothideomycetes, Pleosporales, Trematosphaeriaceae. The transcript has 3 exons. The record is from RefSeq and is a predicted model, not a curated record. Bases 1 to 1353 code for a protein of 450 amino acids. Gene Ontology annotation, molecular function: molybdenum cofactor sulfurtransferase activity.
AUGGAGGCCUUCUCGAAGCAGAUGCAAUCCCUUCUCCUUGCAAACCCACACUCGGCCCUGGUGUCGAAACCCAAUGUAUCGCAUCAGAUCGUGGAAGAGACUCGCAGGAAAGUGCUCGGUCUCUUCAAAGCCGACCCAAAACGCUUCGACAUUGUCUUCGUUGCCAACGCGACUGCCGGCAUCAAACUCGUUGCCGAAGCGUUCUCCGGAUAUUCGCAAGGCUUUGAUUACUACUAUCAUCGAGAUUGCCAUACUAGUCUUGUCGGGCAAUCAGAUGCGUAUACUCUGCUUGACGUGGCGGCGCUUGUCUCGACCAACCCCCUUGACCUGAGUGACCACUUAGCAGCGCCCGACUUCAUCGUCCUGUCUUUCUACAAGAUGUUCGGGUUCCCCGACCUCGGUGCCCUUAUCGUCCGCAAGCCUGCCGCUCACGUUUUCGAGCAUCGAAAAUACUUUGGGGGAGGCACAACAGAGAUAACGGUUACUGGCCAGCCCUGGCAUAUGAGGAAGGAGAAGGCCUUGUCUUCUAGACUAGAAGACGGUACCGGGGCAACGCACAGCAUUCUUGCGCUAUCGUGUGCUAUUGGGACCUAUCGGGGGGCCUUCGGAGGUUUUGAGGAUGUGUCGAAGCAUACCGGCUGGCUCGCAAAAUGCCUUUACGAGAAGCUUGCCGGGAUGAAACAUGUCGACGGGAGCCCGGUUUGCCGGAUCUACAAGGACCCGGCCUCGACAUACGGUGAUGCACGCACACAAGGAGCCACCGUGACGUUCAACAUCCGCGGCAUGGACGGAAACUGGGCCAGCGCUGCAAAAGCUGGCGCCAUGGCCGCUGCGAGAGACAUUCACAUUCGCACCGGCAGUCUGUGCAAUCCUGCUGGUAUGGCAUGCGCAUUGGGUCUUACUGCCGACGACUACCAGAGGGCUUACGCGUCCGGUUUCCGUUGCAACUCCGACCAGGAUGUGAUGAAUGGUAUCCCAACGGGAAUGGUAAGAGUUAGCUUCGGGGCAAUGAGUGCGUUGAGCGACGUCGAGGCGUUCGUGAGGUUCAUGGGUGACUGCUUUGUCGAAAAAGCAGGCCAAGCGAGCGAACCGACGUUGGUGACUAAUGUGGCGAAUGUGUCAGAGGGUGGCGAGGAGAGUCUUCAGUAUUCCGAACACAGUGCUGGGAGCUCUCUUCAUCGUGUGAAGUCCAUCACAUCGGACACAGCGAGGUCAGCACACCAGUUUGCGAGACCAAGAGUUCCGAGCCCCUGCUUACCUCCACGGCCUGAACCGAAGGGCCGAAGCGGAGAACAAGAUAGAGUGCACUUGAGGCUUAAAGGUCAGCCAAACCAUUCAAACGAGCUUGGAUGA